UAGCCUGCUGAAGCCGAGGGCGGUCCUGGCGGAAGUGACAUGAUCAGCUCGCGCCCGGAGUUCAGUAGGGUCGGAAAGGGUCGCCGUGGCGGGCGCCUGGGCCGCCUGCGGCCGAACUUCGGUUUCGCGAGCCCGCGGGGGACCGUGCAGGGACCGCAGCAGAUUACUAUUUCUUGGUGUGCAUGAGGAUAACGCAAACAGUUGAGGAAAUCGCUAAGAAGCGUGUACUGGGGAUGCUCUAGGAAAAGACUGAAUGCCGAGGCAAGUUCCCGUGCAAAGGUAUUUGAUUUACCAAGAAGAGAGUGAACAUCAUGGAUCAGAACAACAGCUUGCCGCCUUAUGCUCAGGGCCUGGCCUCCCCUCAGGGUGCCAUGACUCCUGGAAUCCCUAUCUUCAGUCCAAUGAUGCCUUAUGGCACAGGACUGACUCCACAGCCUAUCCAGAACACCAACAGCCUUUCUCUUCUGGAGGAACAGCAGAGACAACAGCAGCAGCAGCAGCAGGCCCAGCAGCAGCAGGCCCAGCAGCAGCAGCAGCAACAGCAGGCCCAGCAGCAGGCUGUGACAGCAGUGCAGCAGUCGACAUCCCAGCAGGCGACCCAGGGAGCCUCGGGCCAGACACCACAGCUCUUCCACUCACAGACUCUUACCACUGCACCCUUGCCGGGCACCACUCCCCUCUAUCCUUCCCCCAUGACCCCCAUGACCCCUAUUACCCCUGCCACACCAGCCUCUGAGAGCUCUGGGAUCGUGCCGCAGCUACAAAAUAUUGUAUCUACAGUGAAUCUUGGCUGUAAGCUUGACCUAAAGACCAUUGCACUUCGUGCCCGAAAUGCUGAAUAUAAUCCCAAGCGAUUUGCUGCUGUAAUCAUGAGAAUAAGAGAGCCCCGAACCACUGCACUGAUUUUCAGUUCUGGGAAGAUGGUGUGUACGGGAGCCAAGAGUGAAGAACAGUCUAGACUGGCAGCGAGGAAAUAUGCCAGAGUUGUACAGAAGUUAGGUUUUCCAGCUAAGUUCUUGGACUUCAAGAUUCAGAACAUGGUGGGGAGCUGUGAUGUGAAGUUCCCUAUAAGGUUAGAAGGCCUUGUGCUGACCCACCAACAGUUUAGCAGUUACGAGCCAGAGUUAUUUCCUGGUUUAAUCUACAGGAUGAUCAAACCCAGAAUUGUUCUUCUUAUUUUCGUUUCUGGAAAAGUUGUACUAACAGGUGCUAAAGUCAGAGCAGAAAUUUAUGAAGCAUUUGAAAACAUCUACCCUAUUCUAAAGGGCUUCAGGAAGACAACGUAAUGGCUGUGCAUCCUCCUGCCUCUGCACCCACUUGUUUUUAAAACAAAUCAGUUUUGGUACAUUUAAAUGGUGGUGGUGUGGAUGGCCCCAAUUUGGUGAGAAAAUGGAUGUUCUGUGGGUUGUAGCACCUGGUGAAGCUCUCCAGCACGUGUUCCCCAUGGGGAUGCCGGGAAGUGGUCUUCCUUCUGCGUAGAGAACACCGCAGUGUUAUGUAAGUCGCCCGUACUGUGCUGCUCUUUGGGCAGCGCUGCCCAGUUAUUUAUAUUUAGGUUUUAAAGACACACUGCUGUCAACAAGUUGGUUUGAGGUACAAAACUUCAAGUGUUAAAGCCACCUCUACAGUUGAUUGGACUUUUUCUUUUGUUUAAUUUCUUCCCCAUAAACCACAGUUUUUAUAUUUCUACCAGAAAAGUAAAAAUCUUUUUUAAAAGUGUUGUUUUUCUAAUUCGUGACUCUUAGGGGUUAUUUUUGUGCCAGACACAUUCCGCCUUUUCAGUAUUGCAGGACAGAGUGGCCGUAUUAAUGGGAACGAAUGCUGUACAUAUUUUUCUUCCUCAGAGUACUCUGUACAAUAAAUGCUGUUUAUAAAAGUGUUAGCUUGAUGUUAUAAAUGACACCUUGUAAGAUUCAUGUGAUCAUAACUGUUAAAGUUGUAUUUUAGAUAUAAUUGCCUGAAACCGUU
Messenger RNA from Canis lupus familiaris (dog), 1968 nucleotides. RefSeq names its product TATA-box binding protein (gene TBP). The record is from RefSeq and is a predicted model, not a curated record. The transcript is spliced from 8 exons. Gene Ontology annotation, molecular function: RNA polymerase II general transcription initiation factor activity; DNA binding. Lineage: Eukaryota; Metazoa; Chordata; Mammalia; Carnivora; Canidae. Gene Ontology annotation, biological process: DNA-templated transcription initiation. The coding region runs from base 312 to 1286 and encodes 324 amino acids.